Messenger RNA from Ipomoea nil (Japanese morning glory), 2058 nucleotides. RefSeq lists its product as uncharacterized. The record is from RefSeq and is a predicted model, not a curated record. The coding region runs from base 1 to 2058 and encodes 685 amino acids. Lineage: Eukaryota; Viridiplantae; Streptophyta; Magnoliopsida; Solanales; Convolvulaceae. The transcript has 5 exons.
AUGGACAAGAUUAAAUGUUUAUUGUGCAAGAAAGUAAUGUCUGGUGGAGUUUAUCGGAUCAAAGAGCAUAUUGCUGGUAUUUCAGGGAAUGUUAGCAAAUGCCCCAUAACUUCAAAAGAAGAUCAAAUAAAAUGUAGAGAUGCUCUCAUUAUGGCGAAGAACAAAAAGAAGAACAAGAGAGCUGAAGAACUUAAUAUAAGAGCGGAGGUAAACAUCGAUUCGCAUGAGAGUUUGAGUAAUACACCUACAAAUAGUAUUGAUGUUGAUGAGUUGCAACAGUCUGAACAUAUGAGGCCACCUCCUCCAAUUGGCCCUAUGGAUAAGUUUGCAAACCAAAUCAAUCCUGAAAUUUCUUUGAGUUCAAGAAGGGGCACGGCGCAACAACGAAUAAUUGAGGCAUUUGACAAGGAGAGGGUUAACCGAGUGAAAGAGUACAUAUGUAGAUGGGCUUAUGAAGCAGCUGUUCCAUUUCAUGUUAUUGAAAAAGAUAGUUUCAAGUUGAUGAUUGAAGCUGCUGGUCAAUUCGGUCCGGGAGCGCAGACACCAAAUAGAUAUGAAUUGAGUGAAACAUAUUUGAAAAAAGAGGUUGAUCGAGUCCGAGACAGUUUGAAGGAACAUGAGGCGUUGUGGAAAGAAAAUGAAUGUUCAAGUGAGGCACACACAUGUCAGUUUAUAUUCGAAUAUGUGGAGCUUGGGAUUGAACAAGUUGGAGAGGAGAAUGUUGUUCAAAUUGUCACAGAUAAUGCCGCGAACAACAUGGGAGCUGCUAAAUUGUUGAAGGAGAAGAGGCCACGGCUAUUUUGGACAUGUUGUGCAACUCAUUCCGUUAAUUUAAUGCUUGAAAGCAUUGCAGGUUUACCCCGGUUUAAAAAAGUUCUUGAUCAAGCAAAGAGCUUAACUAUCUUUAUCUAUGCACACUAUAAAACAUUGGCAAUGAUGAGAACCUAUACAAAGAAACGUGACAUAGUUAGGCCAGGUGUGACUAGGUUUGCUUCUGCAUUUCUUACUUUGCAGAGUUUACUUGCUAAGAAAACUGAAUUAAGGGCUAUGUUUACAAGCAAUGAAUGGGAAGAAUGUAGGUUUGCCAAAACAGUUAAAGAGAAAGCUUCCUAUUCUACUGUCUUGAAUACUUCAUUUUGGCAAGGGGUUACAUUAUGCUUGAAUGUUUUUGAACCGUUGGUGAAGGUGCUUCGUAUUGUUGAUCAAGAUAAGAAAUCUUCAAUGGGAUUUCUUUAUGGUGAGCUUUUGCAAGCCAAAGAUGACAUUAAGAAGGCAUUCAAUGAAGUGGUAAGAAACUAUGAGCCUAUUAUUAAGAUAGUCGAAGAAAAGAUGAGCAAUAGGCUAGAUUCUCCUCUUCAUUUGAUGGCUUUCAUGUUGAAUCCUUAUUAUCAUUUUAAGGAUCCUCGACUUCAUUUGGAUGUUAAUGUUUCUCUUGGAUGCAUUGAGUUUCUUGAAACAUAUUAUCAUGGCGAUAUAGAAAUGCAAAACAAGGUAUUGAAUGAUGAAUUUCCCAAUUAUAAGAGGAAAGAUGGUGUAUUUGGGAAGACACUUGCGGUCAAAGGAUGUGAGACAAAUAAUGAGCGAUAUGAUCCGGCAAUGCGGUGGUCAACUUGUGGUGGGACAACUCCAAACUUGCAAACAAUUGCGAUAAAGAUUCUAUCUCUUACUUCAAGUUCAUCGGGUUGUGAAAGGAAUUGGUUGGAAUCUAAUCGCCUAAACAAUCUAGUCUUUGUGCAAUUCAAUGCAAACUUGAUGAACAAAAGGAAAAAAGCGCAAAAUGUUGAAAUAUUACUUGGUAGUGAUGCAACCUUCGCACAAGAUUGGAUUGUUGAGGAUGAAGUUGAGGUUGUUGUUGAAGAUGAAGUGGCUACUAAUGAGGAGGGUGAUGACGCAUUAAGACCAAGACGGAGUUCUAGAUUGAGGGACCUUGAAGAAGAUAACUUUGAAUCCGAAAAUGAAGAAGAAGAAGAAGAAGAAGAAGAAGUGGUUGUUGAGUUUGAAGAUGAUGAAAAUCAAGUGAUAGAUGGACAAGUGGAAGAACAAAACCUUGAAAGUUGA